Messenger RNA from Vigna umbellata (rice bean), 698 nucleotides. RefSeq lists its product as uncharacterized. NCBI's taxonomy places the organism in Eukaryota, Viridiplantae, Streptophyta, Magnoliopsida, Fabales, Fabaceae. The record is from RefSeq and is a predicted model, not a curated record.
CACAAUAUUAUCAUCUGAAGCAAGUUAUCCUUAAUCCAAAUCUGAAUCACAACCACCACGUGCAUGCACAACAGUGAUAUAUAUAUAUAUAUAGACAUAUUUUGUGUCAUGAAAUUCAUUCUGCGAACUGAUAUAUGAGAAGUUAUAGGAGUUGAAGGUGGAAGAAGAAGAAUGUUGGACUGUGGGGCAGUGGUUGUGUCUGUGGUGCUAUACAUUCUGCUAAUGCCAGGGUUGCUAUUUCAAGUACCUGGUCGUUCAAGGUGCGUGGAGUUUGGAAAUUUUCAGACCAGUGCUGCUUCCAUUCUCGUUCAUUCGCUUCUCUACUUUGGUCUCAUCUGCCUCUUCUUGCUCGCUGUUAAGGUCCACUUUUACAUCGGCUAGUUACAUGGAUUCAUUCAACUUCUUCUUCUUUCUUUUUCAUGCCUUUCUGUUCUACCCACUUCAACGUUUACGUGUCUUUUUCCUGAGUUCCAACCUUAAUUUCUACAUAUGUUUCUAGUUUCUUUUGUUUCAUAUUUGGUUACUUUUUCAGAAAGCAAUAUUAUUCACUUUCAUCUCUGAUACAUCUGCACAGGAUUUGAGUUACAGCUACUUAAAUGUUCUUAUCAUAUUGUCGAGAUGAAAUUCUAAUUUGAUAAGUAAAAUUUGACUCUAUGCUUGUUGAGCAUCAUGAUCUUCCUUUUGAUAUGGAUUUGAUU